CGAGUCUCAUGUGGAAUACGACUGUCUCCCUUUUCAGGAGAAGAAAAGGCCCAGGAUCCCUUUAUGAGGUCCUAUAAUUAGGAAGAGUCCUCCUGAGGCACUAACAGAGCCUGCUCUUCACUCCAGGCCACUCUGAAGCCCUCACCAUGUCUUCGCAGAGCAACGCCCUAAGAACCACAGGGGAAGAGGCUCUGAAAACCAUCUUGUUUUUCCAGAUGGGCACUGGGGCUCUGGCCAAUGUCACCCUCCUCUUCCGUAACUUCUCUCCAGUCUUGCAUGGACACAAGCAGAGGCCUCCCCACAUGAUUCUCACCCACGUGGCUGUAGCCAAUCUCUUGGAUUUUCUGUCUGCCGGGAUUCCCUACAUGGAGGCAACUUUUGUUUUGAGGAAGCGCCUGUCCAGUCUUGGGUGUAAAUUUGUAUAUUACAUACACAGAGUGGCUCGCAGCACCACCAUGUGCUCCACCUGCAUCUUGAGCACCUGUCGGUUCCUCACGCUCAUCCCGGGGAGGAUGGUGUGGACCAUGCUCAGAGGACAAGCCCCCAAGGUCAUUCAUCCUUCCUGUUGCAUCUGCUGGAUGUUCAGUAUCUUCAUGAAUACCUAUGUUCCCAUGAGCGUCACUGGUGCACAGGACGUGGGAAAUAGUACUGACACCCGAGGGAAGUGGUUCUGCUCCUCCGUGCAUCCCAGUGCAAGCACAGUCAUCCUGUGGGUUGCCACGGAAGCCGUGUUUAUUGGCCUCAUGGUCUGGUCCAGUGGUUCCAUGGUUCCCCUUCUGCACAGGUACCACCAGAGAGUGCCGUGUGUUCACAGCCCCAACAGCUUCCACAAACACCCCCUGGAGACCAGAGCUGCCCACACCAUCGUGUGGCUGGUGGCCACCUUCGUCAGCUUUUAUGUGAAUUCCGUUGUCACUUUUUAUCUUACUGCCUUUGUAGAUUUCCGUCUGUGGUUGAUACAGACCUCUAGUAUUUUGGCUUUAUGUUUCCUAGCUUUUAGCCCCUUCCUGCUGAUCCUUCGCAACCCUGGGCCUCCUAGGUCCUGCUCUUGAGUUGUUAGAGAUCAGACGUAAAUGCGUGGAAGCCAGCUUUGAUAACCGUGACCACUCUAUUCAGUGACCAUUUACUCAGCACCAGUGUUUUUAUACAACCUUAGAGGGUAAAUCUGAUACUGGGGCUGCCGUGGGAGAUCUCAAAGUCAACUCACCAAUCAUGAGCUUAAGACAGACAUACAAGGG
Molecule: messenger RNA, 1238 nt
Organism: Leptonychotes weddellii (Weddell seal)
Lineage: Eukaryota; Metazoa; Chordata; Mammalia; Carnivora; Phocidae
Product: vomeronasal type-1 receptor 3-like
Biological process (GO): G protein-coupled receptor signaling pathway
Cellular component (GO): membrane
Molecular function (GO): pheromone receptor activity
Source: RefSeq, a predicted model, not a curated record